CUGGACGCAAUAGGUUGCUCUAAUUUAAUUUAAUUUCAGUUGCUCUGAAUUUGUAAGCAUGUCGGCAUUUGAGCUGAAAAAUUUGAAUGAAUGCUUGGAGAAGCAUUUGCCAGCUGAUGAACUAAAGGAGGUGAAGCGAAUUCUGUACGGCGUUGAAGAAGACCAAACGCUGAGUCUGCCCGAAAAUGCAACUGCGAUUGCGGAGCAAAAUGGAUUUGACAUCAAGGGCUAUCGUUUCACAGCGCGUCCCGAGCAAACCCGAAAACCCCGGAUCGUGCGGGUCGGUGCCAUCCAGAAUUCCAUAGUGCUACCCACAACGGCGCCCAUUGAAAAGCAAAGGGAGGCCAUUUGGAACAAGGUCAAGACGAUGAUCAAGGCAGCAGCGGCAGCCGGAUGCAAUAUUGUUGGUACACAGGAGGCUUGGACAAUGCCCUUUGCCUUUUGUACUCGAGAGAAGUUCCCGUGGUGUGAGUUCGCCGAGGAGGCUGAAAAUGGCCCAACCACCAAGAUGCUCUCUGAACUGGCCAAAGAGUACAACAUGGUUAUCAUCCACUCGAUCCUAGAGCGAGACAUCGAACACGGCGAGACAAUUUGGAAUACGGCGGUGGUCAUCUCGAACAGCGGUCGCUACUUGGGCAAACAUCGCAAGAACCACAUUCCCCGAGUGGGCGAUUUUAACGAAUCGACUUAUUACAUGGAGGGCAACACCUUGCAUCCGGUUUUUGAAACCGAGUUCGGUAAGUUGGCCAUUAAUAUCUGUUACGGCCGGCACCAUCCCCAGAACUGGAUGAUGUUCGGUUUGAAUGGAGCCGAGAUUGUCUUCAAUCCUUCGGCCACGAUUGGACGCCUCUCGGAGCCACUUUGGGGCAUUGAGGCAAGGAAUGCAGCUAUCGCGAAUAGUUAUUUUACGGUUCCCAUAAAUCGAGUUGGCACGGAGGAGUUCCCCAACGAAUAUACCUCCGGCGAUGGCAAAAAGGCCCACAAGGAGUUUGGACCUUUCUAUGGCUCUACUUAUGUGGCUGCUCCUGAUGGCUCAAGGACUCCAAGCUUGUCCCGGGACAAAGAUGGUCUGCUGGUAGUUGAGCUCGACUUAAACCUUUGCCGUCAGGUAAAGGACUUCUGGGGAUUCCGAAUGACACAGCGCUUGCCUCUGUAUGCCGAAUCCUUUCAAAAAGCUGCUCAACAUGACUUCAAGCCACAGAUCAUCAAGGAGACAUAAUUAACAGGCAGGGAAGCUUUAAAAAUAUCCCUGUAAAUGGACAGCUAAUGGAAUUGUAUGAAUGGGUUCUGUUCGAGCCUUAAAUCGAUGGCAUUUUCACAUUUUAUUUUGUUAUAUUUCAUAAAUAUGAGCAUUUUUUAAGGUUUUGUUAUUAAAAUUUAUAAUCUUUU
This is a messenger RNA of Drosophila bipectinata, 1389 nucleotides long. RefSeq names its product beta-ureidopropionase pyd3 (gene pyd3). The record is from RefSeq and is a predicted model, not a curated record. Gene Ontology annotation, molecular function: beta-ureidopropionase activity. NCBI's taxonomy places the organism in Eukaryota, Metazoa, Arthropoda, Insecta, Diptera, Drosophilidae.